UGUAUUGACUCAUUCACACUGGUAAACAUGGGGUGAGAGCUUCAGAUUCAGCUGAGGACAAGGCACCUUACUUCUUGACAUCGUUAGGUAUCUUUCUUAUUUGGAAGACAGUUUGAAAGUGCCGAUUAGAGGGUCGUUUUCAUAAAGCAAAGUCACUCAAAAUGGAGAAGUCUCAAUUCAAGGCCUCUUUCUUUUCAAGUCUUACUCAAACGGAAGUGAGUACGAGGUGAACUGCAUUAACUUCAAGUGCCUGAAACUUCUUGCAGGAAGCCACAUACCAUCAAUGUGCUGGAUGGGCGCACACCGGGGUCACGUAAGUAGACAUGACAAAAACAGCCCUCCUUAAAUUAUCUGUGGCCAUCGUGAUCACAUUCAUUUUAACUUUGCCAGAAUAUUUCAAGACCCCGAAAGGAAGAAUUUUGGAACUAUCCUGUCUGAAGGUUUGUUUACAACCCAAUCCCACCUAUUCUCUUUCCUCCUCAAAUUUUUCUCUGGUGACUUUUCUGCAAGCAGUAAGAGAAGCUCAGAUUAUCUUGGGAAUCUUUGUAAAUCACUCCAGCUUCCAAAACGUCACCAGGAUCUGCCAAGACAUCACAAGAGAACUUAAAAUGUGCUCUUCGUGUUUGGUUUGUGAACCUAAAGGAAAUGUGGAUUUUAUUUCCCAGGAACACACAUCAAAAGAUUCUAUCAUGACAGGAUCAGUGGAGAGGGGAGAAAAUGAUUUUCAUUCACCUUGUCAACAUUUUAACUUCACUGUGGCUCCUCUGGUCACCCACGUGGAGGAAAACAACACUACCUGUAAUCUGAAAAUGCACACUAGAAAAUCAACGGUCACAGAGGAAGAUCUGACCAGGGGAAAGUCUAUAAAUCAAACCUGCAGCAUUAUGGAAUCUCUGAACAACUGCACACACAUUUCUUUGUACCUAGAAAUGGACCUAAAAAAUCUCAUCUGUUCCAUGAAGAUCACUUGGUAUGCUUUAGUUCUAUUAGUUUUUGUAGUUUUGAUCAUCCUUAUUAUACACAAAAUACGUGAAGGCCACAGAGUUCAGAAGUGGCAGAGUCAGAAGUACAAACCUACAUCUGUUCUCUUACGGGAAAGAGAUUCUGAGAAACUGAGAGCAUUGAACGUGCGGGUUAUUUCAGAGUCCGCACAGAGGCUGCCCUUAACUCAGGUCAGGGAAGAGCUUCCCCCAAUACCAGAGCUGCAAGUUACUUCUGCAGUGAAUCCAGGAGACCUGCACUGGACGUGAAUCCUCUUGGACGAUUUGGACUGAACCUUUUUGGAGAAUGUUUAUAGUUUUAGUUUGGGAUAAGUAGACAGGUAAAUGUUGGGGCCCGACUAAGGAUGCACAAGGCGGUAGUAGGAACGAUGACUGGCGGGUGACCAAGAGUUCAAGAGCAUUGAUUUGACCCAAGAGAUUCAAGAGGAGAGUUUUGUUUUUUUCUUCCAAGAAGCCAUUAUGAGUCAUGGAAAACAAGCUGACGAAACACACGGAAACAGCAAGAGGUGCGUCCUCGCUCUCUUUAUCCAUCAGCACACAGCUUCUGAAGAGACCCACAGUUUUAAUUCCAGGUUUCCCAAAACCGAGCCCAGGAUGAAUAGCCUUUCUCUUGUUGGACCACACGCUGAUUUGCUGCCUUUUUCCCUGUACAGAUGGAUUGUUUCUAUUUUUGUAAAUUACUAGAGGGCCUGCAGUUGUGUGUGGAUUCAUUUGUUUGCUUUUAUAAGUCUUGCCUUCUUUUGGCACCAGGAUGUUUUGAAAAAUUCAAAGAUACCAAAAUA
Oryctolagus cuniculus (rabbit) is the source of this 1783-nucleotide messenger RNA. RefSeq names its product transmembrane protein 156 (gene TMEM156). The record is from RefSeq and is a predicted model, not a curated record. NCBI's taxonomy places the organism in Eukaryota, Metazoa, Chordata, Mammalia, Lagomorpha, Leporidae.